Seminavis robusta is the source of this 649-nucleotide messenger RNA. Lineage: Eukaryota; Bacillariophyta; Bacillariophyceae; Naviculales; Naviculaceae. The record is from the annotation of a GenBank genome assembly.
AUGCCAACUGUGCCACCAACAGCACCACCAACUGUAUUCACUACAAGAGGUUUUAUUCUCCAGACUGUGCUUCCCGACGCUACUGCCAGGGCUGUAAUUGGAGAUGAUGGUGAUAGUGCAAUGCCAUCUCCCCAGAGUCAGGCACUCGAAUGGACCCUCCAAGAUCCCUCUUUGGAGACAUAUCUGCAAGAUCACCAACGGUUUCUACAGCGAUUUGCUCUGGCAACUUUCUACUAUUCUACCAAUGGAAAUGUAUCCCGGGGAAACAAUGAGAAAUGGCUGGACUACAACCACCACGAAUGCCAUUGGUUCGCUAAAGAUGCUCAACCAGAUGAUCAAGUUACCUACCUCGAAGACUAUGAUCAGAUGGUCAAUAAGAAUCCCUGUGAGCUGCCACCCAAUGUGACCGUGCCCACAACUGCGACCUUGACUCAUGAGUCUUCCUUUAAACAUCUAUGGAUGUACACAAAUCGAUUGGAUGGGACUUUUCCAAUGGAAAUUUCAUUUUUGCAGUCCUUGCGAAGCAUCUCUGCCUACAUGAACCCCAAACUGAGGGGCAGCAUCCCAACUGAAAUAGGCGUUCUCACGAACUUGGAAUUCAUUGCUCUGCCUUAUUGUUCUCACACUGGGACUCUACCCACGGAGCUGG